CGAGACAAUGCGGAUGUACUUCCGAUAAUGGAAGGAUUAUGAUCCUACGUUAUAAUUUAUAUUGUUUUUAUUUGUUAAAUAAAACUGUUAACUUACGUUGUCAAUAGAUGCAACAGAAAUAUCGGUUUAUAUUUUGCACAAUGUUCGUAUAUGGUAAAUUAAAAGUGGAUAUUUAAAGCGAAGGAGCACGUUUUACAAGUACUCGGAGGGGGGCGUAUCUUUAACAGUGUAUAAACCAGCCGAAAAUCAGCGUAUCGUUUAAGUGUGCAUCUUUAAUUUCGUUAUCUCACCGGUUACUUUUAUAUUUAUUGUACAAACUAUGUAAAUUGUACAGUUAUCACUGAAGAAAACUUUGUUGCAUUGUUUCGGAUUUACUUGUUUGCCAAACUGAGUGAAUAUAAUAAUAUACAUAUAUAUGUAUACAUGUACAUGUCAUUUUAUAAGUGAGUGUUACAGUGUCUAAGGUCCCUUGAACAAUUUGUGAAGAGAAACCCACCCAUUAUCAUGACUUUAUGGAGAUAAGCUAUCAGUAAAAGGUAUUCCAGGCAAAUAUAAGCCCUAAUAUGAGUGGUAAAAGGCGUGGAAACGAACCCGGUGCUGCACCGGUCAGUGGGUCAAAGGUACAGAACGUUAAACUAGUGUUGCUAGGCGACCAGGGUGUAGGAAAAUCAAGCAUUGCUUUGAGAUUUGUACGAGGUGAAUUCACAGAAAAUUCUGAAGCAACUAUAGGUGCUGCAUUUUUGACACAGACAAUAAAUGUAUCAAACGUGUCUAUAAAGUUCGAUAUCUGGGACACGGCCGGGCAGGAGAGGUACCACAGUUUAGCCCCCAUGUAUUACCGCGGGGCACAAGCAGCUGUUGUUGUAUAUGACGUCACAAAUACUAAAACUUUUCAAAAAGCUGUAAGUUGGAUAAAAGAAUUGAAGCAACAGGCAAAUUCUCAGAUCAUAAUGGUUCUGGCAGGGAACAAAGCAGAUAUGGCAUCCGAGAAACGUGCGGUCUCGCGAGAGGAAGCACAAGCGUUUGCGGAAGAGAAUAAUCUGAUAUUCACAGAGUCGUCUGCUAAAACUGGAAUGUGUGUGGGUGAUAUUUUCAUGGCGGUCGCGCAAACUUUAGCAAAAUUACGACCUCAGUCGGCGGAACCGGAAGGUAAAGGUAUCAAGCUCGGCAAGGAUGCUGGGAAGAAAAAAGAUGGCGGCUGUUGCUGACAGGCGGUCACAUGUUUACAGAUGUGUCUUGUUUUAUUUACCGAAUAAAACCAAAAUGUGAUAAUUAUUUCGUGAAACAUUUUUAGUGUUAUUUUGUACUUUUAAUUGUGGAAAGAUAUACAUUCCAUUGUUAAUGCUUUGCAUUUUAGUGUUAUUGUUUGCAUGUGAAGUGAGAUUUGAAGAUUUGUGUUGUAUCGCUAUUGAUGCUAUAUUUAGAUGUUAGACUGCGACAUUUUUCAAAUAUGUUUGGUUGUUAAUAACUAAUUUAAUUUGGUUAACAGUCUGUGCUUUUGAUAUCCGUUUUGUCAGUGUAUGAUGUCAUAAAGAAAUUCAAGUAACAAUGUAUCAUGUAUUAAGGCGAAGAAGUGUCUGAUACUUUUCGUUUAUAAAUUUACUAUUCUCAUUUUUCAUUUCCCUGAUUUCUACAAUUCUUGUAAAUCCACGAAAAAAUAAAAACCAUUGACUUAAAAUAUAUUAAUGAAAAUAUUGAAACAAUUGAUUAAAUGAUAAGUUAAGAACAUUACAUUUUAUGAAGAAAAAAAAAAGAUUUAUUUGCUGAAAAAUACAAUUUCUGUUUGAUAUAUGAUUUAAUGUUUUCUAAUAUCCGGAAACUGUAGCACCUUUUUUAUACAAAAGUUAUCAUUGAAAACUUAAAAUAGAUUACAAGUACAUUACUUCUGUAAAGUACAGCUGACACCCCCUUCUUAUUUGUCAUAUUGCCAAAUAUAUAUAAAGAAUGGUGGUAAGAAAUUUUUAUACGUGGGCAACUUAUUUCAUUAAAUCGUCAUGUCUGUUAUGUAAUAUAAAGUAAUAUGCAUCCGGUAAGUAUUACCACACACUUUUUUUUCUUUGAUGUGAAUAAUCAUAGGCCAAUGAACAACAACAACAACAACAAAAACAACAGCAAAAAAAAAGCUUUCAUCAUACGCCGAUUUAAUACUUCAUCUUUAUAAAAGCAGUGUUUUAUCUUAAAUUUACAUGUAUAAUGAACUUAGAAAUACUCUCACCCACCCUCAUAAAAGGGCACACGAAUAUAGUUCAUAUUGUUCUCUAAAGUUAUAUUUUCUGCUACAAAUCAACAUCAUUUGUAAUAAGGCGUACUUUUGUUGUCUCAAGGUCAAUGAUGUUCGAAUAAUUUCAGCUGUGUAAAAUGAUUGUAUUGUUUGUACCAAUAAUACUUGCUGAUAACAUUUCUACAGUUUAAGUCACAUUCAUAUGUGGUUGCCACUAAUAAAAUUCGCUGAAUUAUGUUAUUUUGAAGAAGAAGAAACAAAUAACUUGCACUUUUGUUAUGGUUUAAUUCGGAAAUGAGGUUUUUGGGCGGAGACUUUAGACAAUGACAUCAUAUUUAUUACGUAUUUUAAACAUUGUUUUCAUUUAUCAGCACUUUGAAAGGGACACUGUUAUAUUGGCGUGAUUUUAUUAUAAAAAUAAAAGCUGAAUAGGUU
This is a messenger RNA of Ruditapes philippinarum (Manila clam), 2656 nucleotides long. RefSeq names its product ras-related protein Rab-5C-like. Lineage: Eukaryota; Metazoa; Mollusca; Bivalvia; Venerida; Veneridae. Gene Ontology annotation, molecular function: GTPase activity; GTP binding. The coding region runs from base 564 to 1208 and encodes 214 amino acids. The record is from RefSeq and is a predicted model, not a curated record. The transcript has 6 exons.